Molecule: messenger RNA, 3286 nt
Organism: Chilo suppressalis (striped riceborer)
Lineage: Eukaryota; Metazoa; Arthropoda; Insecta; Lepidoptera; Crambidae
Source: the annotation of a GenBank genome assembly
GUUUCAGUCGCGCGGUGCGGCUGGCUGCGGUGCGCUUCUAAUGUUCGCGCGAUGAUUUUCGAUACACGCGGCUUCGAAAACACUUCCAAAACUUUGAUAUAACAAUGCUAAUGAGUGAAUUGUGUCAUGACACUGACUUUCUACUCCUCCUUAAUUGGGACGAACUACUUCGGUGAAAAGUUUAAGUAAACUCCGAUACUGAAUGCCAACGAACAUGGUGGCGUUGACUUUCCUAAUAGUUUUGGCGGUACUCUCGCCAGGGCGCCAUUGUUCGAGCUCGGGAAGCGCGCCCGCCCAGCCCUCACCCCACGUGAAACGAUGUCGGCGGUCUACCCCCGAUACGAACGCCAUGGAAGGGAAAUGGGAAAAGAGCCGUAGUUCGUGGAUUUUGCAACACUCCAGUAAGAAAACUUAUACAGCUUGUAAAUGCUACCAGCGCCUUCCUCAAUUGAACAAACAACAAGCAUGGGCAAACGCAAGUUCUCCCGUUAAUGUCAGCGGAGAUGUAUCGGCGGAGAGUGCAGGUUUCGUACUGUUGGUGGGCCACGACUGCGAGACGCUAUUCAAGUGCCGGAUCAUCCGAUCACAACAAAAGCACAACUUUAGUGCUGCGUUCCACAACGGUCAUCAGAGACUCCUGUACGGAUGCGAUAAAGUGGAUCAAAUGAAUACAUCAACAACGAAAUACAUUAUGUGGUGCUCAUUAGGGGAGAAAACCGACAAGUACCGUCCGUUCAAACGAAAACGCUCGAAACGUUCGCCAGAUUCUCGACCGGAGUUGGUGUACACAUUUAUUGAGCAAGCAGUCCAGCCCGGCGCCCAAGUGGCACUCAAGUGCUCGGCAGUGGGGGAGCCCCCUCCACGACUGAGGUGGCUACUGGAUGACCAACCUAUACCUAGUCAUCAUGGGGCUUCCAUUACCGAAGGCAGAGAGAGUAAUCCGUCUGGUAUCGGCGCUAGCAGCAACUACGUGCUGUCUACGUUGUCACUGAGCAGCGCGCGAGUUGAGCAAGGUGGCCGGUAUGAAUGUCGAGCGAGUAACAAUCACGGGACCGUCGCUCACGCAGCGAGACUUAAUGUGUACGGUCCUCCUUAUAUACGGUCUAUGCCACCUGUGAAAGCUGUCGCUGGUUCGGAUGUCAGAAUUUGGUGUCCUUACUACGGAUUCCCAGUCGAGUCAGUGAAAUGGGAGGGUGGGGCAGGGAACGACCCUCGCUACCAGCAGCUGGAUGGCCAGCUCACCAUUACUAAUGUGGAUAAGAACAGGGACAGAGGAUCAUGGACCUGUUCCGUGCUCACUCCCGGCGGGGAACUUGCUAAGAGAGAGGUACUGGUCACCGUUGUGUCACCACCAGUUCUGUCCCCUGUGGUGUUUCCACCUGGGUUGAGGGCUGGAGACAGAGCUCAGCUCACUUGCAGCGUUACAUCGGGAGAUAUGCCUGUUUAUUUCUCCUGGCUUAAAGAUCAGAUGCCUAUAUCCAGCAUACUUCAGGUAGAAGAGCGCGGUGCCGAGUUCUACAGCAUGCUGAUAUUCAAAUCUCUAACUGCGGCACACAGUGGAGCUUAUACUUGCGUGGUCACAAACACUGCGGGAAAAGCUAAUACUUCUGCUGAACUGGCAAUAAAAGUUCCUCCGUUUUGGCAAAUCGAGCCCGCUGAUGCGGCCGUGCUUCUAAAUGGAUCACUUACAGUGAGUUGUGAGGCGAGAGGUCAUCCUACACCUGCUAUCUAUUGGACCAAGUUUUCUGGCAACACAGAAACAGCACUGGGUGGAGUGUCAGAUCCGGUGGUAUUAACGAAUGGAUCUUUAAGGCUGGACUCGGCUCGGGCGGAACAUUCUGGAAAAUAUCGCUGCAGGGCCGAUAAUGGUGUACCACCACCACUCUCCAAAACUCUCAAUAUACAUGUUAACGAACCUGCUCGCUUCGAAUCUCCUUCAGUGAACGUGACAUCUAAGCUGGGUGACACUGUAAGAUUGGCUUGUGUAGCAAGAGGGGACUCCCCGUUGUCGACAACGUGGAGUCAUUCGGGAAGAGCUUUACCCAAUUCUGAUUACAGAAUGAGUAUAUCAGAAACACGAAGUGCUGAGGGAUUGAGGAGUGAAUUAGUAAUUGAAAGAGCAGAUAGAAGAGACUCUGGAGUGUACAGAUGCCAAGCUUCAAACCCAUAUGGAAGAUCCGAUCACUUCGUUCAUCUUGCAGUUCAAGAGCCCCCCGAGCCCCCAUCCAACUUCAGAAUCCGCGAAACCACGUCUCGUUCAGUGGCGCUACAGUGGCGGCGGCCUUAUGACGGUAAUUCGCCAGUCCUCGGCUACGUGGUGCAAUACAGGAAGCAUGAUGCAAGCACUGUAGACUCUUGGCGGGACGCCCAUACUCACAACGUGACGGUCGCGCUGCAUCAAAUCGACGGUUACACUGAGACUGAAGGCGCGAUUAUAUCGGGCUUGGAGCCAGCGACCGCGUAUUUGGUGCGAGCUCGCACGGUGACUGCGCAGUUUGCCUCCGCGCACACCAGAGCGUUACUCGCGGUGACUUUGCACGAACCGCCUGCGCGGGCGCCGCUGAGUCUCCGCGCGUCUGCUCCCAGACCGUCUACCAUUGAACUGGUGUGGCAGGCACCGCCGUCGUCUACUUGGAACGGCGAGCUCCUCGGAUACACAGUUUGGUGGUGGCCGUCAGCCGAUGGGUCUGUUGCUGGUGGAUCUAGUGUAGGCAUGGAGUUUGCUACAGUACGCGGGCAAGUCACCAAAUAUACCAUCGAGAGCCUGGAGCAUUACACUCGGUAUUCUGUAUGCGUCAGAGCUUUCAACAGCGCCGGAGCAGGACCUGCAACCACGCCCGUUAAUACGCUCACCCAGGAAAGUGUGCCUUCAGAAGGUCCGCGGGCGGUGCGAUGCAGGGCUGUCUCCCCACAGAGCUUGAAAGUAGAAUGGUCUCCCCCGCCCGCCCAUGUGCACCGCGGCGCUUUGCUGGGAUACAAACUCCUUUACCGGCCAGAGCAUAUCGUUUGUUGGCAGCGGCUGAUUGGCUGGAGUGGGAGUUGCGCAGCGCGGGCGGCUCGAACGCGGGCGCCGGCGCAGAAGUCAAGCGGGUAGCCGGCGUAGAAACGCUCUUGCUUGCACUGAAACCGCACACCAAUUACACGAUACAAGCGCUAGCGUAUACCGCGGCCGGCGAUGGGGUACCCGCCAAUCCGAUACAUUGUACCACCCAGCAGGAUGGUGAGUUAAUUAAAAUGGAGAUGUAAUAAAUUAACAUAGAUAUUUAAAAUGUUAAAUAGUAGUUCU